GGCCGGUAUUUCUUUCUUUCGACAAGACACGUUGUCCAGCUGAACGAUUUUCCGGCGUACCGAGCGCAUUUUAUUGCUGCUGUCGUGCAGCUGGCGACAAGAAAGUCUCCAAUAUCUGCACGAAAUGGGUCUCAAGGAACGCAGAAACCUCAAGGCUUCGACCUACCUGCGUUUGGCACGCCCUGUCCUUGUCAAUGGCUUGAGGCUUUUCUGGGCAAUUCUCAUUUUCUGGGGCGACUUUGGCGUCUACUUUUGGAGUUUGGCGUCCUGCAGAUGGCCCGACUCUUCACUGGCGCGUUCCAAGGAGAGGCCCACUCACGUCAUGAUAAUAUCAGAUCCUCAAGUUAGGCAUCCAUCCGUAUUUUAUGAAGAGACCUCCCGGUUAGGCUCUCUCCGCCAGCUUAUAUUCGACCUGAACCUAAAGAAGAACUGGAACGUAGCUGCGCAUUUCAAGCCCGACGUAGUUAUCUUCCUUGGUGAUAUGCUUGCCAGUGGAAAACAUGUGCGAUCAGAGAAAGAGUACCAACAGUAUUUUGACAAGUUCCGGUCUGUGUUCUCUCUGGACAGCUCAAUUGCGGUCCAUUAUGUGCCUGGGAAUAAUGAUGUUGGCAUGGGCGUCUCUCGCGCGCUGUCCAAGAAGGUCCGGCAGAAUUAUUUUAUCACAUUUGGGCCUUUCAAUCAUCAGGCAACCGUACGGGGUCAUCAAUUCUUGUUUCUUGAUGCACCUGGUUUGGUGGAUGAAGACUACCAGCGAUCGGCUGCAGGCAUCCCGUAUGAUCUUUGGGAUCCUGUUCCCGAAGGCCCGCUGGAAUUUGUUAAAUCUGUCGUCAUAGAUUCCAGCCCCGUCGUGUUAUUCACGCAUAUACCGCUCGCUCGACCGGACACUGCAUCCUGUGGUCCUCUAAGGGAAAAGGGUUCUAUCCGUAGAGGAGCCGGUCAUGGCUAUCAAAACACCUUUGGAAAACAGACUACUUCCUUCCUACUGAAGACCUUACAGCCUAUCGUUGUCUAUAGCGGAGAUAAUCGCGAUUAUUGCGACUACAAGCAUAAACUACCUUCUCCAGAUCGUGAAGCUGAACAUAAAAAUGAUAUCCAGGAAGUCACCGUUAAAUCGUUUUCCAUGGCAAGACAUAUCGAACAUCCAGGAUUCCAGUUACUCUCCCUUUCCGAUCCCUCGGCCGCCUUGGCAGCGAAUAUACCAUCGUACGCCGACGCCUCAUGCACUCUCCCUGAUCAGAAUGGGAUAUACAGUCAUGUCUAUCUCCCUCUGAUGUUCCUCAGUUUCAUCGGACUGUUUGUUUUCAACCUGGCUCGACGACGUCGAAUGAAGUUGCUCCUACCACCAAUUUCAAUAUCAGCCGGAAUGCUUCCUACUAGCCCGUCACUUUCAAACACUUGUUGGGUUCCUAUAAGUCCUACGGGCUCUCUGCCUUCUGCACUAAGGACACCUACUUCUGCUGCGGGACCAACAUUCCGCGCCGCGUCGCAUCCUGAUCCACAGGGAACGCCCUUGAACUCUCCCUUAUACUAUCCGCAAGAUAGAGAAGAAGAAGAUCCGAUGUUCCCUGUUCAAUACGCUACAAGGGAUACCCGUCUCAUGCAUGACGAGUGGUCUCCUGAGCACUCUGUCGCUACCGCUGAUUACCACACAUCUUCCGAGUUCGAGUCAUCAUCGAGCUCAAGACCUUUCUCUCAUCAUGCAUCCCGCUGGUCAUGGUCGUGGACCUUUGCUUUGUUCGGAAGGCGGAGACGGAUCACUAUCCGUCUGCCGAGGCUGUCUUGGGGUGGGUUCCGUGGGAUCCUGGCAUUGUUGGUUGAAGGACGAAAUUCAGACGCGUUUCUUUCGCGAAGGGGCGUGUUGCAGAGCACACUCGUGGAUGCCUUUAGCAUCCUAUGGCCUUCGCUACUGUUUUGGACGUUGAUAUCAUGGUGGACCUUUUGAUUGGAUAGACCUUGCAUCAUAAGUUUGUACAGCGCACCGAGGGCAUUGAGAGACAAAUUUAUAGACAUUAUUACUGGUAUCCAUAGCGCUGGUCGUGCUUCUAACAUUACUAUUGAACAUUCUAACUCGAGUGUACUCUGUCUGCGCGUACCGUGUUCGCCUUCAACAGAGACGGUAUUUGAGUGAUGCCAAAUGUCAUUACGCCGAGAACUAGAUAUAUCAGCGCAGGAAAGCAUCAAAGACCUGAAGACCCACCAUAUCCCGUAAAUUUCUCUGAAGGGGAGUGAAAAUAAGCACUCGUUGUAGCACUAGCGAAGAGCCAUAUCGCAA
Messenger RNA from Guyanagaster necrorhizus, 2272 nucleotides. RefSeq lists its product as uncharacterized. NCBI's taxonomy places the organism in Eukaryota, Fungi, Basidiomycota, Agaricomycetes, Agaricales, Physalacriaceae. Gene Ontology annotation, cellular component: endoplasmic reticulum. Gene Ontology annotation, biological process: GPI anchor biosynthetic process. The transcript has 6 exons. Gene Ontology annotation, molecular function: hydrolase activity. Bases 125 to 1942 code for a protein of 605 amino acids. The record is from RefSeq and is a predicted model, not a curated record.